GCAAUCUGAUUAUAAUUGUUCUUAUCCCUGCCUAGUGAGGUGUAUUAUGUCAUUUGGUUUUUUUUUUUUUUUUUUUGAGUUCAAUGGGACUUGUCUGUAACGUGUUUUACAGGAGAGUACAGAUCCAAGGGUUGGAAACCCUCAGACUUGCAGCCCAAGGCAUGGGUAUGUUACACACUGUGUCGUGCAAGGCUGAUACAUAUUGGUGUCGGCCAGUCUUGAUACCAUUACCUAAUUGGUACGAAUCAAUUGAUUUGAUAAAAAAAUUUGAUGUAUUGAUCUUUGAAUCAUGCGAAAAAAAAAAAUCUUGUAUCGGACUUAUGCGGCCAUAUCUGGAUCGGCACCAUGAAUUGCAUCCUUGUUUGUGUGGAACUGGGCAUCUGGAAAGAAGAAAGAAGUAAAGGUUUUAAAAACUGGAAUCGGGGAUUGAAUCGGUUCGAGUCGGUUCUGAUCUGAAUUGAUUGGAAUCUGUUUGGUUCGGUCCGAUCCAUCCGAUUAUAAUCAAAUUCUGAGGUGAAAAUGGGAUCCUCGGGGGUUGCUCGACUCGCUCCUCGGAUAAAUUCCUUGUCAUCUCUCUUCCUUCGUUCUGUCUGGGGCUCUGCAUUUCUGUGGAGUGGAGACUGAGAGACCAGACCUUACUCCAAAGUGCAUAAUGGGGGCAAGCGAAUACCUCCUUCACUCAUCCGCCUGAUAUUGUCCUUAUAACUUUCUGAGCUUUAAAAAUGGCAGUCAUGGCGACCCUUCCGGGGCUCAAUCUCUUCUCUUCCCCUUCUUCAAACCGUCGCGUUGUUAAUGAACCCAAUCCAUCUCGACCUCCGUCACCUCCCAUCCCUGUACCCAGAUACCCCAGAACCCUCAAAUCCCAUCGAAGCAAAACCCCUUCUCCUCCUCUACAGUCUGAGAAACCAAAUCCCGCUCUUAAAUCCGUUCAUCGCCGCACCAAGUACUACAAGCCAGUCAAGGAUGGAGUAAUUGCAUCGGGCGGCGACCGCUCCGUCGUCAUCGGCGAGUCCGGUGUAUCUUACCUCCUCCCAGGGGCUCCAUUCGAGUUUCAAUUCAGCUACUCCGAGACCCCGAAGGAUAAGCCCUUGGCCAUACGAGAGCCCGCAUUCUUGCCAUUUGCUACUCCUACCAUGCCCAGGCCUUGGACUGGAAAGGCUCCGCUUAAGAGAUCCAAGACGAAGAAAAACAUCCCUUUGUUCGAUUCCUUUAACCCACCUCCACCGGGGACCAAGGGGGUUAAGCAUGUGGAGAUGCCUGGGCCCUUUCCGCUUAAAAAGUUACCGAAAGACGGCAAGACGAGGGAGGAGAUACUUGGAGAGCCUCUUACCAGAGCGGAGGUUCGAAUGCUUGUUAAACCUCACUUGUCUCAUAACCGCCAGGUGAAUCUUGGGCGGGAUGGGCUAACCCACAACAUGCUGGAGCUCGUUCAUACGCAUUGGAAGCGGCAGCGCGUUUGUAAGGUUCGAUGCAAAGGUGUUCCUACUGUUGAUAUGGACAACGUUUGCCGCCAUCUUGAGGAAAGAACUUGGGGGAAAAUCAUUCAUCGAGUUGGUGGCACUGUUUAUCUUUUCCGUGGCAGAAACUAUAACUACCGAACUCGCCCACAGUACCCGAUUAUGCUCUGGAAGCCCGCUGCUCCUGUUUAUCCAAAACUUAUCCAGGAAGCCCCAGAAGGACUGACAAAAGAAGAAGCAGAUGCCUUGCGAACAAAAGGAAAGAAUCUGCUGCCUAUUUGUAAACUAGCCAAAAAUGGAGUGUACAUUAACAUAGUAAAGGAUGUCAGGGAUGCUUUUGAAGGAAGCCCUUUGGUGAAGAUCAACUGCACAGGGAUGCAUGCAAGUGAUUAUAAAAAGAUAGGUGCCAAACUUAAGGAACUAGUUCCUUGUGUUCUAUUGUCUUUUGAUGAGGAACAGAUCUUGAUGUGGAGGGGGAAAGGCUGGAAAUCCAUGUAUUUAGAAGCUCGUUCAGUUGUGAAAAUUAACCCCACUGAUAAUGGCACUUCAUCUGGCUUGGAUGGCUCAGGCAUGCCAGGGUAUGGAAGUCAUGGAUCACACACCAAAACAGAGAUCGCAAGUCCCCGAAUGAUGUCCCUGUGGAAACGUGCCAUAGAGUCCAGGAAGGCACUUUUGCUGGAGGAUCCUGGACUUGGUCCCGAUGCUCUUUUGGAGAGAGUUGAGGCAUUUGUGGAUAUGUCACAAGCCAAGGAACACUCGUAUCCAGCAUUGGUUUUGUCAAGCGCUUGUGAUGCCGCUGAUUCAAGUAAGGAAGAAGGUAAUGAUCAUGACGAAAUUGACAUUGGUGGAGGCGAGCAAUUUUCCGGUGAUUCCUUUGAAGAGAUAGGGCCAUCUGUUCCUCCAGGAUCAUUACCUGUGGAUCUAAUCACAAAGCAAUUCAGUUUAGAAUGAAAUUGGUUGACAAAUAUCUUAUCAUACAUGUUGGGGGUUAGCUGCCAUCUUGGAUGGAGACUGUAUAUGUUAUGGGGUUGGGGAAUUAGAUGCUGUUGUAGGUGGUUAAUCCAAAUGGAGUUCGGUGCUGAAGUUCUAGGAUCAAAUCCCGUCUCCAUUAUUUUAUAGUGAGAUGGUUCCUGUACUUGUUUAUGUCGUUGCCUACAUGAAUAUGUACAAAACAUAAUGCAUUCAUAUAAUCUGUGAACCGAAUGGAACUGAUGCAUAGAUGUUCCUACAA
This is a messenger RNA of Macadamia integrifolia, 2688 nucleotides long. RefSeq names its product CRS2-associated factor 2, chloroplastic. Gene Ontology annotation, biological process: Group II intron splicing. The record is from RefSeq and is a predicted model, not a curated record. Gene Ontology annotation, molecular function: RNA binding. NCBI's taxonomy places the organism in Eukaryota, Viridiplantae, Streptophyta, Magnoliopsida, Proteales, Proteaceae.